GCUCAGCUGCGUGCUUGAGCUGGGCGCAGCGCGAUGGCUGCGAUCACCGCGCGGCGUGCUGCGCAGGCGCUACGUUUGCCAUGGCUGGGCCGGCGGCAGCUACACCUGGCGAGCCCCUGCUUCAACCAGGCGGUGAACCCAGGCUACCCGGUCAUGUGGACGCUUGUUUACGACAAGCCUGGCUACGACCCGGAGAUGGAGCUGGAGUAUGACCUUAUGCCACGAGACGAGUUUGGGGUGCCAGCGCACAUCCCCCCCGAGAUCUCCACGACGAUUCGUCAUACGUAUCACAUCCCGCCCCAGUACUACCCCUUCUUGAAGAAGCUGGGGGAUGAUACGCCUGAGCUUAAGCCGCAUUUGGACAAGCUCAUUAACGGAGAGUUGACCUUCGACGACUAUGAGGAGAUGUUCUACCAGUUUGCCAAGCCCCUGAAGAUUCACCGCCCUUUGAUCCCCAUGCCGUACCGCAGCGCUGAGGAGAUGAAGCGCUCAGGUGAGGUAAUGUGGGAAGGCGCCUGGCUUUCCUUCCGUCAGCGAGUCUUGGGAGAUUACAUCUCGAGGCAUCACUUCCGGGACUUCUUGGGAGGCAUCGGGGUCGGCCUCUUCUUUGCCUGGGUCUACACUCAGCAGCACCGGCAGUACCGCAUCGACAUGAAGCUUUUCUACUUGGAGGCCCCAGAGCACAAGAUCAACUGGCUCACGCCCCGGGGCGACCUCUGAGCGCGGAUCGCUUGGUAGUUUCCCCGGAGCUCCAGUUGGUAAGUAAACGGCCAGAAAGUCAUG
This is a messenger RNA of Effrenium voratum, 783 nucleotides long. The record is from the annotation of a GenBank genome assembly. Lineage: Eukaryota; Dinophyceae; Suessiales; Symbiodiniaceae.